Molecule: messenger RNA, 579 nt
Organism: Striga hermonthica
Lineage: Eukaryota; Viridiplantae; Streptophyta; Magnoliopsida; Lamiales; Orobanchaceae
Source: the annotation of a GenBank genome assembly
AUGGAUCUUACAAGAGCCCGGCCCGGCCCGACUAACACCGACAAUCACGGGCCCACUAUCAAGUACAGGGGCGUUCGCAAGAGGAAGUGGGGGAGCUACGUGUCCGAAAUCCGGCUCCCCAAUAGCCGAGAGCGGAUAUGGCUCGGCUCGUACGACACUGCCGAGAAGGCGGCCCGGGCCUUCGACGCGGCCCAGUUCUGCCUCCGAGGGCCUGGGUCCAAUUUCAACUUCCCGGACGACCCGCCCGACAUCCCGGGCCGGGAGGGCCUCGGCCCGGCCGAGAUCCAGGCGGCCGCCCAGCGGCACGCCAACAGGUUCCGGGCUGGGUCGGUUGACCUGGUCAACAACGAUUGGUCGUUUUUGGACACGUUGAAUGGGAAUUAUAGCGAGGAUAGUAAUAAUAAUAAUAAUAAUUGUUGUUAUAACACGGGCUGCAUUUCGGAUUACGGGCUUUUUCCCGGGCUCGCCGAGCCCGGUGACGUGUUCAUGGAGCAAGAUUAUGGGCCUAUGAACGGUGAGGAUUAUGGAGAGGAGGAAAUUGGGCACCAAAAUUCCACAUAUUCACUUUGGAGUUUUUGA